GCCUGUGUCCUGAACUGUCCCACCCCAUAUGUGGGAGGAGCUUACAAGGGUAAGAGUGAUGCCCCUCUCAGGGGUGCUUGCCUUAGAAUAGCAGCUGCUUGGUGUUCCAAAGUCAGGGCUGUCUUUGCAGAUGGAGGUGAGACCAGUGAUGGGGGAGAGCGCAGACCUAGGGUCAGGUCCUCUUGACAGCUGGUGGUUCAAUGCUGAGCAUUGAAGCCCAUACUGGCUGUACAUCUGAGCCACCUGGAGAACACAUGGAAAGUGGCCAGUGACAGGCCCAUCCCACACCUACAGAAUCACCAUCUCCAUGGGUAGGGCCAGGGAAUCUGUAUUUUAACAAGCUCCUAGAAGGUUCUGAUCAAGUGGUCCUUGGCUGUAUUUGGCGGCUCUUCAUCCUGUCAAACCAUCCAUUGCUCCCCACUGCUUACAGACUAAAGGCCAGACUCCUCAGCCUGGUUUUCUGGGCCCUUCCACGAACCUCAUCUUCUCCUGUUGCACUUCACCACCUGAGUCACCAUGCCCUGAUCUCAUCAAGCUCUGCCAGCCUCAGGGCCAUUGCUUACGAUGAGCCUUACCUCGAAAAGGGCUUCUGCAGGAGAGGCUGGAGUCAGACCCGAGUUCAAAUCUAGACUUUUUCACUUAUUGGCCUGGGACCUCGGGCAAGUCAUUUUACCUCCCUGAGCCUCAAUUUUCCUCAUUUGUAAAAUGGGAAGAAAGACACUUGCUUGGCAGGACAUCGCGCAGGUUCCAUUAGGUAAUUAAUGAAGCACCAGGAACAUGGGAGGCUCCAGUACGUGGCAGCAAUCAAGUCUGUGACUCACCCCAUCCUUGCUUUCCACAUCAUUCCCUCCGGACAAGAGCUGGAAAGGAAGCUACAACGGUUGUCUAUCCAGUGGGGACAAGGGCCGCCGGCGAAGCCGCCUGGCACUGAACCGCAGGCCACAUGCCAACGGAGUGAAGCCAGACGUCAUGCACCAUAUCUCCACGCCGCUCGUCUCCAAGGCACUGAGUAACCGGGGCCAGCACAGCAUCUCGUACACACUGUCCCGGAGCCAUUCGGUCAUAGUCGAAUACACACAUGACAGUGACACAGACAUGUUCCAGAUCGGCCGCUCCACAGAGAACAUGAUCGACUUUGUGGUAACAGACACGUCUCCUGGAGGAGGGGUGACCGAGGGCCCCUCUCCCCAGAGCACCAUCUCCCGCUAUGCCUGCCGCAUCCUGUGUGACCGCCGGCCGCCCUAUACUGCCCGCAUCUAUGCCGCCGGCUUCGAUGCCUCCAGCAACAUCUUCCUUGGAGUGAGUGAGCCCCAGGCAGGGCCCAGCGCUUCAUCUGAGAGACCCAUGGCGGACACCCAGUACAUCCUGCCCAAUGACAUCGGCGUGUCUAGCCUGGACUGCCGCGAGGCCUUCCGCCUGCUGUCGCCCACAGAGCGCCUCUAUGCCCACCACCUGUCACGCGCCGCCUGGUAUGGAGGCCUGGCUGUGCUGCUGCAGACCUCCCCGGAGGCCCCCUACAUCUAUGCCCUGCUCAGCCGCCUCUUCCGUGCCCAGGAUCCGGAUGAGCUCCGCCAGCACGCCCUGGCUGAGGGCCUUACCGAGGAGGAGUACCAGGCGUUCCUGGUCUAUGCCGCGGGGGUCUACUCCAACAUGGGCAACUACAAGUCCUUUGGCGACACCAAGUUUGUGCCCAACCUGCCCAAGGAGAAGCUGGAACGCGUGAUCCUGGGGAGUAAGGCCGCUCAGCAGCACCCAGGAGAAGUCAGGGGCCUCUGGCAGACCUGCGGGGAGCUCAUGUUCUCUCUGGAGCCGAGGCUUCGACACCUGGGGCUGGGGAAGGAGGGCAUCACCACCUAUUUCUCUGGGGAUUGUACCAUGGAAGAUGCCAAACUGGCCCAAGACUUUCUGGACUCACAGAACCUCAGUGCCUACAACACACGGCUCUUCAAGGCGGUUGACCAGGACGGGAAGCCCUGCUACGAGGUGCGCCUGGCUUCGGUGCUUGGCACAGAGCCUGCUCUAGACUCCGAAAUGACUUCCAAGUUGAAGAGCCACGAAUUCCGGGGGAGCCGUUUCCAGGUGACCCGGGGGGACUACGCGCCCAUCCUGCACAAGGUGGUGGAGCACCUGGAGAAAGCCAAGACGUAUGCGGCCAACAGCCACCAGGAGCAGAUGCUGGCUCAGUACAUAGAGAGCUUCACCCAGGGCUCCAUCGAAGCCCACAAGAGGGGCUCCCGCUUCUGGAUCCAGGACAAAGGCCCCAUCGUGGAGAGUUACAUCGGGUUCAUCGAGAGCUACCGAGACCCCUUUGGUUCCCGUGGAGAGUUCGAAGGCUUCGUGGCCAUGGUGAAUAAGGCCAUGAGUGCCAAGUUUGAGCGGCUGGUGGCGAGUGCGGAGCAGCUGUUGAAGGAGCUGCCCUGGCCCCCAGCCUUCGAGAAGGACAAGUUCCUCACCCCAGACUUCACCUCCCUGGACGUCCUCACCUUCGCUGGCUCCGGCAUUCCUGCCGGCAUCAACAUCCCCAACUAUGACGACCUGCGGCAGACAGAAGGCUUUAAGAACGUGUCACUGGGGAAUGUGCUGGCCGUGGCCUACGCCACGCAGCGGGAGAAGCUCACCUUCUUGGAGGAGGAAGACAAGGACCUGUACAUCCGCUGGAAGGGGCCCUCCUUUGAUGUGCAGGUGGGUCUGCACGAGCUGUUGGGCCACGGCAGCGGCAAGCUCUUCGUGCAGGAUGAGAAAGGAGCAUUCAACUUCGACCAGAAGACAGUGAUCAACCCAGAGACAGGGGAACAGAUUCAGAGCUGGUACCGGAGCGGGGAGACCUGGGACAGCAAGUUCAGCACCAUCGCCUCCAGCUACGAAGAGUGCCGGGCAGAGAGCGUGGGCCUCUACCUCUGCCUCCACCCCCAAGUGCUGGAGAUCUUUGGCUUCGAGGGGGCCGAUGCGGAAGAUGUGAUCUACGUGAACUGGCUCAACAUGGUCCGGGCUGGGCUGCUGGCUCUGGAGUUCUACACCCCUGAGGCCUCCAACUGGAGACAGGCCCACAUGCAGGCCCGGUUUGUGAUCCUGAGGGUCCUACUGGAGGCCGGCGAGGGACUCGUUACCAUCACUCCCACCACGGGCUCCGAUGGACGUCCGGAUGCCCGGGUCCGCCUUGACCGCAGCAAGAUCCGGUCAGUGGGCAAGCCCGCCCUGGAGCGGUUCCUACGGAGACUCCAGGUACUGAAGUCCACAGGGGAUGUGUCCGGAGGCCGGGCCCUGUACGAGGGGUAUGCGGCGGUCACGGAUGCUCCCCCCGAGUGCUUCCUCAGCCUCAGGGACACGGUGCUGCUCCGCAAGGAAUCUCGGAAGCUCAUCGUUCAGCCCAACACUCGCCUCGAAGGCUCAGAAGUGCAGCUUCUCGAGUACGAGGCCUCGGCUGCUGGUCUCAUCCGAUCCUUCUCCGAGCGCUUCCCAGAGGAUGGGCCCGAGUUGGAGGAGGUUCUCACCCAGCUGGCCACAGCCGAUGCCCAGUUCUGGAAGGGCCCCUGUGAGGCCCCAUCUGGCCAGGCGUAAAGCAGAUUUGUACAGCCCCCCCCCACUCCAUCAAACCAAGGCUGCAAGUGGCCCCCUUUUUAUGUGCGCAUCAGGGGCUAAGGGAGGGGCAGGAGCUCAGGCCUUGGUGCUACCUCAGCCGAGGGUGGUGACACUAACCCCUUCCAUCUGGCAGCACUUUCCACUUUACCAGCUACUUCCCUGUGUUAUCUCAUUUGAUCUGUGCUGCCCUCUGAGGAAGGGGCAAGGCAGGGCGCCUUAUCCUGUUUCCCAGAUGAGGAAAUGGAAGUUCUGAGAAGUGACCUGUCUAGAGCCUGCAGGACUCAAAACCUCUCCCUGUCUAGGGCUCUUCAUGGAUUACUUUUAUAACCAGAAAAAUAAAUAUUAGAAAUAAAUAAA
Myotis lucifugus (little brown bat) is the source of this 3936-nucleotide messenger RNA. Its product is annotated as E3 ubiquitin-protein ligase pellino homolog 3. The coding region runs from base 970 to 3558 and encodes 862 amino acids. The transcript has 21 exons. Gene Ontology annotation, biological process: protein K63-linked ubiquitination; regulation of Toll signaling pathway; proteolysis. Gene Ontology annotation, cellular component: cytoplasm. The record is from RefSeq and is a predicted model, not a curated record. NCBI's taxonomy places the organism in Eukaryota, Metazoa, Chordata, Mammalia, Chiroptera, Vespertilionidae. Gene Ontology annotation, molecular function: protein binding; metalloexopeptidase activity; dipeptidyl-peptidase activity.